Fusarium pseudograminearum CS3096 is the source of this 1590-nucleotide messenger RNA. RefSeq lists its product as uncharacterized. The coding region runs from base 1 to 1590 and encodes 529 amino acids. Gene Ontology annotation, biological process: carbohydrate transport; transmembrane transport. The record is from RefSeq and is a predicted model, not a curated record. Gene Ontology annotation, molecular function: carbohydrate:proton symporter activity. Gene Ontology annotation, cellular component: membrane. The transcript is spliced from 9 exons. Lineage: Eukaryota; Fungi; Ascomycota; Sordariomycetes; Hypocreales; Nectriaceae.
AUGGGUGGCUUUCGCGCUGUCGAAGAUCGGCCUACGCCAAAGGAGGUGUACAAUUGGCGCCUUUACACCGAGGCCGCAGUUAUUGCUACAGGAUCUCUGCUAUUUGGUUACGAUUCUGCCUUCAUUGGCACUACCAUUGCUCGCGAUAGCUUCAAGCGCGAUUUUAACAUUCAGCCCAGUCAGCAAGCGGAUAUUUCAUCCAACAUCACUGCGACAUUCCAGGCUGGUGCCUUUUUCGGUGCUAUUAUCUGUUUCUUGAUUACUGAGAAGAUUGGUCGAAAAUGGGCUCUUCAGGCUAACGUCGCCGUCUUCCUCGUCGGCGCUAUUCUCAUGACUGCAGCAACUCAUCAAUUGUCGUAUAUCUACGCCGGCCGAGCUCUCACAGGAAUCGCAUGCGGAGCCAUCACAGCCACAGUACCCAGCUACAUCGCCGAGCUCUCCAUCGUUUCCAUCCGCGGUAUUCUCACUGGUCUCUUCGAAGUCACAUACCAGACCGGAUCUCUGAUCGGUUUCUGGAUCAACUAUGGUAUCAACCAGAACAUGAACCCCAACUCCGCAGCGGCAUGGCGUGUCCCCAUGGCUGUCCAGAUCGCCCCUGCUGCUGUUUUGUUCGUCGGCGGCUUCUUCUUGCAUGAGAGUCCUCUUUGGUUGAUGCGCAAGAACCGAGAGGAGGAUGCGACAAAGGCCCUUGAGAGUCUUCGACAGAUUCCUCGUGAUCACAAGUAUCUCCAGGAAGAUCUCGAUAUGAUGCGCAAGCGUCUUGCAGACGAGGCUCGUGUUGCUAGUCGAUUCGGAACAGGACCCUGGGCUCUUUUCCGUGGUGCAGUCUCCGAACUGACUAAGAAGGGCAUGCGAAAUCGUGUCAUUCUUGUCUUUUGCUCCUUUGCUCUGCAGAACAUGUCUGGUGCUGCCGCCAUCAACUACUACUCUCCCACUCUUUUCGGAUCGCUUGGUAUCAGUGAUGUCGCUUUGUAUACUGGAAUUUACGGUCUCGUAAAGGCUGUUGCAUCCAUCAUCUUCUAUGGUGCCCUCAUUGAUAUCUGGGGACGACGAAACCCUACCAUCAUUUCAUCUGCCUUUUGUUCGGCUUGCCUUUGGAUUGUGGGAGCUUAUGUCAAAAUUGGUCACCCUGCUACUAUUAUCGCCGAGGGUAAGGAUUUGUCGCCAUCAACUGCCGCUGGUGGUAAGGCUGCCACGGCCAUGAUCAUGAUCUACUCUGUCUUCUGGUCUUUUGGUCUGAACGGUAUCCCUUGGAUUGUCUCCGCCGAGAUCUUCCCCGGUGCUCUUCGUACUUUGACAGGUACAUACGCUGCUUGCGUCCAAUGGCUCACUCAAUUCGCCAUCACAAAGGCCCUCCCCUACAUCUUCAAGUCCUUCGGCUACGGAACAUGGUUCUUCUUCGCGUGUUGGAUGAUGAUCGCCACCAUUUGGGCCUUCUUCUUCCUUCCCGAGACCAAGGGCAAGACCCUCGAAGAGAUGGAUGUCAUGUUUGGCUAUGUGCACGACCGAGCGCCCGCUGAGAGCGACGACAUGGGCGGUAAGCUUGGUGCCAAGGCAUCAGUGACUGAGCAUAAGGAGGACAGCGUCUGA